AUAUCUUCUUUUAUUUUAUAUACAUACACACACAAGUAUAUACAAAUACAUCAUAUCCAAAGCAUUCUUCAAAGAAAUUAAGUGUCCGAAGAUCCAUCUGUAUAGAAAUUAACACUAGCUAGCUAAUUAAUUGAAGUAGUACGAAGUACUUAUCAUCAUAUAUAUCUGUAUCAUGGAAAUUGGAUAUCAUCCUCCGUUGUUCACGGUUCAUCAAGAAGACAACCAAAACUCGUCGGAAAACAGCGAUGAUUCUCCCCUUUCACCUCGGCGCUACGAAACCAAAGCAACGUCUACCUCUUCCCCUAGAAGAAGUAGUAGAAGAGGGACGCAAAAAAGGGUGGUGUACGUGCCGAUCAAAGAAGUUGAGGGAUCGCGGCUAAAGGGUGAGAAAAAUGCUCCGCCGGCUGAUUCUUGGGCUUGGAGGAAGUAUGGCCAGAAACCCAUCAAAGGAUCUCCUUACCCUCGGGGGUAUUAUAGAUGUAGUAGUUCCAAAGGAUGUCCAGCAAGAAAACAAGUAGAAAGAAGCCGGACGGACCCUACAAUGGUGAUGGUGACUUAUUCGUGUGAGCACAACCACUCUUGGCCGGCUUCAAGAAAUCACCAUCACCACAACGCGCCAUCCUCCCCACAAACUACCUCCAAUACUACCACUGAGGCCGCAAAUUCAAAUGACGACGAUCAUUUUGAAGAAGAAGCAGAAGAAGAUGACGAUCAAGAAGAGGCGCCAGUAGUUAUCUCUAGCCAAACUAAUAAUUCUUCUAAGCCAGAACCAGAACCUGAACCUGAACCUGAAUCGAGAUUCACAAGUCUCGAGGUGGGAACAUGUGGGCCAUUUUCAACAUCAACGGACCAAUACGGUUGGUUUUCAGACUUGGACUCUACAUCAUCAACGACCAUGCUCGAAAGUCCCUUGAUGUCUAGAGACAUGGUCGAAGAUAGUGAUGACAUGGCAAUGAUUUUUUCGAUUAGAGAAGACGAAGAGUCUUUUUUUGCUGAUCUAGGGGAGCUACCUGAAUGCACCACGGUGUUCAGGAGAAGAGGGAUAGAAAGGGUGGAGGAACAACACCGGAACUUGGCUUCAUGGUGUGGCACCACGGGGGUGAUCAAUCAUCAUUAUGCAAUAAUUCAAAAGUAAUUAAUCAAAGAUAAAAAAAAAAAAAAAAAAAAUUGGUCACCUAACCAAAUUUGUCUUUACUAUGGGCAGGAGGCACUUGUAAAACUCCAAGAUUUGCGUACAUUGCGGCUAAAGAUACCAAAACAAGCCAAUUUUAAAACGUUCCAAAUUUUAUAAUCUCUUUCUUUUUAUUUAUUUUAUCAUAGUUUUAGAUAUUCCAAGAUUUCAGUGUCAUGAGAAAUAAAUAAAAAAAUGGAAAUCGAGGGAAA
Erigeron canadensis is the source of this 1383-nucleotide messenger RNA. Its product is annotated as probable WRKY transcription factor 65. Gene Ontology annotation, cellular component: nucleus. Lineage: Eukaryota; Viridiplantae; Streptophyta; Magnoliopsida; Asterales; Asteraceae. The record is from RefSeq and is a predicted model, not a curated record. The transcript has 3 exons. Bases 173 to 1135 code for a protein of 320 amino acids. Gene Ontology annotation, biological process: regulation of DNA-templated transcription. Gene Ontology annotation, molecular function: transcription cis-regulatory region binding; DNA-binding transcription factor activity.